AUGUUUCGUUUGGCAGCUGCUCAAGCUGUUCGUUCGGCACCAAGUGUAAGAAAUUAUGCUACUUUACGUGAGAUUGAAAACCGUCUCAAGUCGAUUAAGAACAUUGAGAAAAUUACCAAAACAAUGAAGAUUGUUGCUUCAACAAGAUUGAAUAAAGCUCAAAGAGCCAUGCAAUCAGCUCGUGUGUUCAACAAAUCCGAAACUGAGUUCAACGAGAAUGCCGAACCAAAAAUCGUCAAGGAAGAAGGUGAAGAAGCCAAACCGGAAAAGACUUUGUUGAUUGUUGUUUCUUCUGAUAAAGGUUUAUGUGGAUCCAUACACUCGCAAAUUUCAAAGAGUGCUAGAAAGAGAACUGCUGAGUUGGAUAACAAUGUUGAUAUCGUCACCAUUGGCGAUAAAGUUAAGGCUCAAUUGUUAAGAACCCACAACGAACACUUGAAAUUGUCCUUUAGUGGAGUUGGUAAAGGAGAGCCUACAUUUGAUGAAGUUGCCUUGAUCUGCGACGAAAUCUCCAAGUUGGGUCAUUUUGAAAAUGUGGAAAUUUUGUACAACAAAUUUGUUUCUGGUGUUUCUUUUGAACCUUCAAAAUUCUCAGUAUUUGCCGCUGAUGCUAUCGAAAAUGCCCCAGGUAUCAACAAGUACGAGUUGGAAAAUGAAGAAGUUCCUCAAACCUUGUCAGAAUUCUCCCUUGCUAAUAGUUUAUUAACCGCCAUGGCUGAAGGUUAUGCAUCUGAAAUUUCAGCAAGAAGAAACGCUAUGGAUAAUGCUUCAAAGAAUGCUGGUGAUAUGAUUAACAACUACUCUAUUUUAUAUAACAGAACCAGACAAGCUGUUAUCACUAACGAAUUGGUUGAUAUUAUUACUGGUGCUUCAUCAUUGGAAUAG
This is a messenger RNA of Lodderomyces oxycetoniae, 885 nucleotides long. RefSeq names its product F1F0 ATP synthase subunit gamma (gene ATP3). Gene Ontology annotation, biological process: proton motive force-driven ATP synthesis. The coding region runs from base 1 to 885 and encodes 294 amino acids. The record is from RefSeq and is a predicted model, not a curated record. Gene Ontology annotation, molecular function: proton-transporting ATP synthase activity, rotational mechanism. Lineage: Eukaryota; Fungi; Ascomycota; Pichiomycetes; Serinales; Debaryomycetaceae. The transcript has 2 exons.